CAACAUAACGCUCAGGCCUACAAAUUUAACUUUUUUCAACAACUUCUGUAGUGAAUAAUUUCAAAACAUGAUAUCGAUUUAGAAAAACCGUUUUAUUAUUUAAACCAUUAGUAUUAUUUGAAAGGUUGGAGAAAUUAUUUAUUGCAGUAAAUUUCAUUGAACUCACAAGUCACUGAUCUAUUUACAUCUGGGGCACGCUUUUCUGUUCUGCUGUUCAUCGUUUAUGCAAUAACCCCAAACUUCCAACCUGCAUUCUGCAGAUGAUAAGUCAAGUCUGAAAGCACGAAACAAAACAGCGGAUUGUGUAAAGUUGUGUUUACGAAUUCACCACACAUUACUUGUCAGUAUAAUUCUGGUUACCAAAAUUUCAGGUUACUCUCAAUAGGAGCACAAUGAAAGUAACGGUAUCCACAUUAAACGAUGAUAUAUUUGUGUUAGACGUCAGUGAAGAUUUAGAAUUGGAAAACUUUAAAGCAUUUUGUGAAAUAGAAUCUGGAUUUCCAGCGCCUGAAAUUGUAAUUGUCCACAAUGGAAAACCGCUGAUUGACGAUAAAAUAUCUAUCAAAACUCAUGGAGUUCGUGAUGGGGAUGUUGUAAUUUUACAACACAUGUCUACAAGUUCAUCUCAAGCAAACUUCAGUGCUCCUGAUAACGGACCUCUGGUAGGGUUGGAUUUCAGCGCUAUUCAAAUCCCAGGACAGUCUCCGGCUGGCGGGGGUGGUAGAGGGGGCGGAGCCAGCAGCAGUGGAGGGGGCGGGGCCAGCAGUGGGUCUCCGCUGUCAUCGCAGUGGUCGCAGGUCAAUGACCCCGCCCAUGUGCGCGAUCUCUUCCUCGCCAAUCCCGACCAAUAUGCGCUGCUCAAGCAGAACAAUCCGUUGCUUGCCGAUGCGCUUGCUUCUGGCCGUUUAGAAGACUUUGCGGCGAUGCUGCAACAGCAGAUGGCAGAGCGAGAGCGCCGCCAAGAGCAGCGACUGCGCAUGAUGAACGCGCACCCGUUCGACACGGAGGCUCAGCGCCUCAUCGCCGACGAAAUCAAGCGCAAAAACAUCGAAGCCAACAUGGAGGCCGCCAUGGAGUACAACCCGGAGACGUUCGGCACCGUUGUCAUGUUGUACAUCAACUGCAAAGUCAACGGCCACAAAGUGAAGGCUUUUGUCGACUCAGGCGCACAAACAACUAUAAUGUCAGCAGCUUGUGCCGAGAGAGUGAACAUAAUGCGGUUGGUGGACACGAGAUGGUCGGGCUACGCGAAGGGUGUCGGAGUGCAGCGCAUUCUCGGCAGGGUGCACAUGGUGCAGGUGCAGAUCGAAAACGACUUCCUCACCACCUCCUUCUCAGUUCUCAAAGAACAGCCGAUGGACAUGCUUCUCGGGCUCGAUAUGUUAAAACGUCAUCAGUGUUCAAUAGACCUGGAAAGAAAUGUUCUGAGGAUAGGUACGACUGGAACAACCACACAGUUCCUAGGCGAGCAAGAUCUCCCUGAAUGUGCCAGGCUAUCAACAAUUGCCAAUGAGGACGAGCUACUAGCAUCCUCUGCCAAUCAAGACGAACUCUUGCAACAGGCCAUAAAGGACAGCAUCUCAACAAGUGCGGGUGCAGGCGCCACCCCUUCCACCAGUGGACCGUCAGCCAACGUCAAUCGACUAGAUCCUGCCAAUUCCAUCUUGCCAUCCGACAAAUUCACCGAAACUGAAGUGAAGGAAUUGAUAAGUCUCGGAUUCACAAGAGAACAGGUAAUAUCAGAGCUGAGGAGAUUCAAUGGAGAUAAAAAACAAGCUACAGCCGCUUUGUUUGCAAAAUCUCUUCGAUUUUAAGAACGAGCCAGUACAUUAAAAAUGGGGAAUGGCGGCGGUUCAAAAACAAAACCACGAAGGCUUCUGUCACAGUUUCAUAUAAUUUCUAAUACCAAAUGGUAGUUUCUAUAAUGUCUGUAUAUUACGAGUAUUUUACACUCAAUUAUGUCAAUAAAAAAUAUUGAAACUUA
Nilaparvata lugens (brown planthopper) is the source of this 1984-nucleotide messenger RNA. RefSeq names its product protein DDI1 homolog 2 (gene rngo). NCBI's taxonomy places the organism in Eukaryota, Metazoa, Arthropoda, Insecta, Hemiptera, Delphacidae. Gene Ontology annotation, molecular function: protein binding; aspartic-type endopeptidase activity. The transcript has 7 exons. Bases 393 to 1814 code for a protein of 473 amino acids. The record is from RefSeq and is a predicted model, not a curated record. Gene Ontology annotation, biological process: proteolysis.